Molecule: messenger RNA, 228 nt
Organism: Penicillium crustosum
Lineage: Eukaryota; Fungi; Ascomycota; Eurotiomycetes; Eurotiales; Aspergillaceae
Product: mariner-Tc1 transposon family protein
Exons: 1
Coding region: 1-228 (75 amino acids)
Source: RefSeq, a predicted model, not a curated record
AUGCCUCGCCGUGUAGCAAUUUCUAUCGAGCAAAAGCAAGCCCUACGAGCGCACCGGCGCGCCUUUCCUACCUUUCCAAAUAUCGAGCUUAAGCGCUGGUUCGAAGCCAAAUACCAGCAGGUUAUCUCAACAUCCUCGGUCUCCGAAAUCCUCUCUGCGAAAUAUACCCACCUUGACAACCCAAUCAAUCGUACCCAGAGCCAGAAACGCUUCCGACAGGAGUUCUAG